AUGGAUGAUUCAGUAUUUGAUCCAGAUGCACCGAAUGUUGAUUUAUCAAAAAAGAAUGAAGCAGACGGCCAUGGAAGCGAUUCAGAAGAUGAAGCAGCUCCGGAUUUCGGUCAAUUAGCUGCCCUUGCAAGUCGAGCACAAGCUAAGCAAGGAUUGUUGCAAGAUGAUUCUACAAACCAGAACACUCAAUUCAUACCAAAACGUGGUGAUAAGGACUUUGAACCGACCGGAUUUACAGGCCAGAAGAAUGCUUUGGAAAACAGCAGAAAGGCAAUGUUUGAUGUGAUAUCCUCGCAGAGAAUCAUAAACUCAAAGUCGAUCUCCAUCGCUACUUGGCAUCCUCAACUAAGUAGAGCAAUCGUGCAUUUGGUAAGAGGGCAAACGUUUGCAUCAAUGGGAGUCUCUAGAAGGGUGGCAGUACUGGAAGAUGGACAAUUUGAGGACUUGGCUCACAUCUACCAAAAAGAAGGUAAACCAAUAGCUUCCAGCAGACUGGAACUGUUACCAGAAGAGGCUCUGUAUUUAGUGGAGCGUGGCUCGCUUGAAUGUCGAAUCUACCACAAAUCAAACGGAUCGGGAACCGUUGAGGAUAUGCGGGACUAUGAUGACAUUGUUGAAAAUCCAGAAUGGGUGCCAAUGAGUCUCGAGCAAGCAUUCUCUACAAUACUCGGUGUUGAUGGACUGACAAGACCGCACUAUCAGCUGUAUGCAUACCUUAAACGAUUAGGUUAUAUCGUCCAACGCAAGAGCAUAUCCGAUCAAUUACGCAAGAUCAAUGCAGCCACAAAUAAAGCUAGCCGUGAAUCUUUUGAGACAGAGGGUAUCAUCGCUGAUCCUCAUCAUCCGUUGCGUCUUUUGACGAUCUUCGAUCUUCUUCUGUAUCCAAUCCGGCGGAUCGUCCAAAUAGCAAGCCAUGGUCUGAACCGUCUGCAAGGCUUCUUUCGUUCCUUGCUUCAACGGCUCAGGAAUUGGUUCAGCAAAGUUACAGCUGCUUCAACGAAUACAUCAUUCAUGUCUCGACCAGGUUUAUUGGGUAUCGGCACUUCGUCAUUUUCCGGCUAUGAUGAAGUGUUUGAUCGACUCCGAAUCGUUCCCACGGGUCAUGACGCAAAGCUGAUUCGACCUGAACUCAAACAACAACAAGACGUUGCACCAGAAAUAUUCUACUACGCCUGGAGACCUGCUACACAUUUCAAGAAGAGUGAUCCUCCGUUGCCGGAAUAUCAAUUAGCCGUGAUGGACGUUAGACAUACAAGUUUACCGAGCGCAUUCGCAUUUGCAGAUCUAUUUGAACAUAUACCCGUUCCACUUUCAACGCAAGAUUGGGAACAAAUGGAUGAAGAAGAACAAAGGGUUUGGAAGAUGGCAGAAGAGCAAAGGAAGAGAAACAAUGAGAGUUAUGGAAAAGGAGCCGUGAGGAAAGCUCAAGCACUCAAACAGGCAAAAGAGGCACAGGAACAGGGUCAUGAUGGUGUCAUCACCUCACAGAUCAGCUCCAUCGAGAGGAUAUGGCAUCGAUUCGUUAGCCUACUGGGCUUCAUCUCGACCCUUUUCGCACACCUUCCGCCUGGCUAUCAAGUGCCAAGAAGGACAAAAGGUCGUCAUGCACAACGUGGUGGACAGCAAAACCGACUCGUCAACGUCUACGGGCCACUCAAAUCGGGACGGCGGAACAUAAUCGUUGCCGUGAACGAUUGUGGCACGACCAGCCUUCUACGAUUCGGAGAGGCGGAAUUUGAACGAUGGCGUAUCGCAGGAACCGAACGACAGGGUCGAUAG
Meira miltonrushii is the source of this 1779-nucleotide messenger RNA. RefSeq lists its product as uncharacterized. Gene Ontology annotation, cellular component: tRNA-intron endonuclease complex. The transcript is spliced from 2 exons. NCBI's taxonomy places the organism in Eukaryota, Fungi, Basidiomycota, Exobasidiomycetes, Exobasidiales, Brachybasidiaceae. The record is from RefSeq and is a predicted model, not a curated record. Gene Ontology annotation, biological process: tRNA-type intron splice site recognition and cleavage. The coding region runs from base 1 to 1779 and encodes 592 amino acids.